This is a messenger RNA of Pseudoliparis swirei, 2396 nucleotides long. RefSeq names its product exoribonuclease 1 (gene eri1). Lineage: Eukaryota; Metazoa; Chordata; Actinopteri; Perciformes; Liparidae. Gene Ontology annotation, biological process: exonucleolytic trimming to generate mature 3'-end of 5.8S rRNA from tricistronic rRNA transcript (SSU-rRNA, 5.8S rRNA, LSU-rRNA). The transcript is spliced from 7 exons. Gene Ontology annotation, cellular component: nucleolus; cytoplasm. Bases 313 to 1332 code for a protein of 339 amino acids. The record is from RefSeq and is a predicted model, not a curated record. Gene Ontology annotation, molecular function: nucleic acid binding; 3'-5'-RNA exonuclease activity.
AAAAAGUUCAACGUUGAAGCGGCGACGUGUGUCUCGCGCUGAGACAACAACGCGAUCGAUUGAACGUCUUGUUAUCGAUUAUUAUCGACGUGCGUGAGAAUUAUAACCGAACGAAUACGCGCCGUCCUUCCGUUAACGGCUCAACGUGGAAGAAAAAAACCCGCGAAGAAGACAAAACAACCGGAAUGAGUGACGUCAUGUCAGCCACACGCUAGCUAAACCGUUAGGUAUCUUCGGAAAACCCUUAAAUUCGCGUUAAAUUGAUUAUUUCCCCUUCUAAAUAACUAGUUCCUGGAUUAACUUCUACUUUAAAUGGAUGAGCACAAGGAGAACAUUCACACCGAGGACGUCAACUUGAAGAUGUCGAACACGAGAGAAGACGAGAAGGUGACGCCGUGCAGCCGGGUCUGCUCCGAGGAGGACUCUGCUCCUCCGGCGUCUCCGUCCAACGGCGACUUCAGCCACCCGGUGUACAAGGAGAUCUCCAUGGCCAACGGACACAUCAACCGCAUGACCAAGGACGAGCUCCGGAUCAAGCUGGCCGGGCUGCAGCUCGACACGCGGGGCGUGAAGGACGUGAUGAAGAAGAGGCUGAAGAGCCACUACAAGAAGCAGAAGCUGCUGCUGUCCGCCGCCGAGGACGGGCCCACGGGCGCCUUCUACGACUACAUCUGCGUGGUGGACUUCGAGGCGACGUGCGAAGAGGACAACCCGGCCGACUUCCAUCACGAAAUCAUCGAGUUCCCGAUGGUUCUCAUCAACACGCACACGCUGGAAAUCGUGGACUCCUUUCAGGAAUACGUGAAGCCGGAGGUGAACCCACAGCUGUCGGACUUCUGCGUGAAGCUAACGGGGAUCACGCAGAAGAUGGUGGACGAGGCGGACGCGUUUCCAGAAGUCCUCCAGCGGGUCGUCACGUGGCUCCGGGACCGGGAGCUCGGCACCAAGUACAAAUACGCCCUCCUCACCGACGGGGCCUGGGACAUGAGCAAGUUCCUCCACAUCCAGUGCCGACUCAGCCGGAUCCGAUACCCGCACUUUGCCAAGAAGUGGAUCAACAUCAGGAAAUCCUACGGGAACUUCUACAAGGUUCCGCGCACACAGACCAAGCUGAGCACCAUGCUGGAGAAGUUGGGUCUGCAGUACGAGGGCCGCCCUCACUCCGGCCUCGACGACUCGCGCAACAUCGCCCGCAUCGCCCUGCGCAUGCUGCAGGACGGCUGCCAGCUGCUCGCCAACGAGCGCAUGCACGCCGGCCAGCUGCUCUCCGUCCCUAGCUCCGCCCCCCUGGAGGGAGCGCCCGCCCCGCACAACCCCCGCAGCAGAGACUAGACCCAGCCGUACAGGACUAGACCAGGAACCAAGUGUAGACCCUCAGAACUAGACCAGUAACCAAGUGUAGACCCUCAGGACUAGACCCCGGAACCAAGUGUAGACCCUCAGGACUAGACCCCGGAACCAAGUGUAGACCCUCAGGACUAGACCAGGAACCAGGUGUAGACCCUCAGGACUCCAGACCCCGGAACCAAGUGUAGACCCUCAGGACUAGACCAGGAACCAAGUGUAGACCCUCAGGACUAGACCAGGAACCAAGUGUAGACCCUCAGGACUAGACCAGGAACCAAGUGUAGACCCUCAGGACUAGACCAGGAACCAAGUGUAGACCCUCAGGACUAGACCAGGAACCAAGUGUAGACCCUCAGGACUAGACCAGGAACCAAGUGUAGACCCUCAGGACUCUAGACCCCGGAACCAAGUGUAGACCCUCAGGACUAGACCCAAUAAUCUGAGUCGAGUCUUAAGGACUAGACUCGGGAACCGAGGCCAGUCCUACAGGUGUGAGUUGGAUAAAAUAAAUAAAUCCAGAGCACUUUUCCAGUCGUCAUGUUUUGGAGCUCAGUCGCUGGACUUCAUGACGGUUUUAAAUGAGGUCAAACUGUUGAUUUAAGUUUCUCCCGUGAGGUUUCCUCUCUGGCUCCAUAUGUUCUUACGCCAGUGCGUUGUGGGAGGAUUUCUUUCUCCUAUUUCAUUUUCUUUUAAACCUCCUACGUCCUUUUUGCUUUCUAAACCAGAACAGAGUUGUCCCGCGAUGAUGUGAAGUUGUUUUUAUUUCAGGUUUUGCCUCUGGAAAUACAACUCGUUGAACACGGACUCGUUGUGGUUCUGGUUGCAGUCGGUCUCUCCGGUCAGUUUUAAGCCCUUAAACCCACAUCGGUCUCACGUGGCGCUGAUGCUGAACUCUGUGUCAUCGCCUCACGUACGAGGUCGGCCGGUUGUGGGAUCAUCUUUUGUAAUAUUGAGAUAAUUAUUUCAUGGAGGAUGCUCUAUUUUAACGAGGAACAAAUUAUUCUUCUGAAUGCCAAAUAUGUCAAAUAAAAAUGUUUCUUGUGAAUCAU